UGAGCAGAGGAGAUUUUGGGGUUGGGUUUAUCGGUGGACUCAAGAUGGCGACUCUGGCGAAAGCGCCAACAUAUUUACAGAAGUAAAUGUCCGAAAUUGACCGAGAUAGCGGGUUUCCCAAAGCGCUUUGGGAGUUUUGUGAGACAUGGAGACCCGGGGCAUGACUUCGGAGAGGAAUUGACCGGAUUUUGUGCCGUAACAAACCCCGGAGAUGUGCGAGAGCUAUGCCCGCUCGCUGCUGCGUGUUUCGGUGGCGCAGAUCUGCCAGGCUCUGGGCUGGGAUGCGGUUCAGCUCACAGCGAGCGAUCUGCUGUCCGAUGUGCUGCACAGGUACAUCCAGCAGCUGGCGAGGGUCUGCCACCGGUACUCUGAGCUGUAUGGAAGAACAGAUCCGGUUCUGGACGAUGUCAGCCAGGCCUUCAGGCUGAUGGGGGUCAACCUGAGCGAGCUAGAGGACUACGUCCACAACCUGGAGCCCGUGGCCUUCACUCAUCAGACGCCUCUGUUCCCUGUCAGCAAGAACAACGUUUUGCAGUUUCCUCAGCCUGGAGUGAGGGAUGCAGAGGAGCGAAAGGAUUACAUUCCAGAUUAUAUGCCACCCCUGGUCUCCCUGCAGGAAGAAGAGGAGGAGGAAGAGGUUCCUCCAGACAUGGGCACUUCAGCUGAAGCCAUGCAGGUGGCCAUGGAGGAAGACGAGGAGGAGAUAGAUGAAGACGAGGCUGUCAACGACGAAAACCAUCCAUUGAAGAGGCACUUGGACAGUCCCGACGCAGCUCUGGGCAUGAUGCCCACCUCCAAGAGGCCGCGCAUGUACCCGGGCCUCAGCCCAGAGUGGGGAGUGGAGCCCAGGGAGCCCCUCACCUCCCUGAACCCCCAGCGCGUUCCGCCCGGCAUCCUUCCGUCUCACGACAGCCUCGACCCCCUGUCACCUGAAAUCCCCCCCUUGGCCCUUCCUUCGUUCAGACCUCAGCCGGUCAUACCAAAACUCUCCGAUCAGAAGGGUCUCCCCACUCCAGUGAGAAAGCCGAAGGUCUCCUCCCCUGGCAGACAACGGACUAAGUCCCCGAAAGGGAUCAUUUCCACGCCGUUAAUCGGCAGCCCCAUCCAUUCUCCAAAACCUUCUAAAGAAAAGAAAAAGUCUCCAAGCAAGACCAAGAGCCCAAAAAGCCCCAAGAGCCCAAAGUUGAGUUUUGCUAAAGCACCGCAGCCUCAGAGCAAAGCAGAUGUUUUGCAUAAGUUACCGCUGUCUGCGCUGACCGAGAGAACGGGUAAAGAAAACAUUCAAAUGCGUCCAGGUCUGGAGGACCGGGAGCCACUUAAGCUUCCGUUUGAGAACCUGGAGCCGGACAACACGGCCAUCGACGACUCCAUCGACGCCGUGAUAGCGAGGGCGUGUGCCGAGCGGGAGCCCGAUCCGUUCGCGUUCUCCUCUGGCUCUGAUUCAGACAGCAACGGGUUCUCCAGCCCCAGGAGGCUGACCAUAAUGGAGCCGUCCACGCCCAAAGUCCCCCUCGGAGUCGGCAACUUGUUCAAAGACACGUCGACGCCCCUUCAUCUACAGCCACACCUGGGCCCGGACAACUGGACGCUAGUGGAAGAUUCCAUCAACGAGGUGGUCCGAAAGGCCAACCAGGGGGGAGCGUCUGCGGCCCCUCCGAGUCAAGCUCCGUACAUAUCCUCGGGAUCGGCUUCACCGCCGACCCCGGAGCCCCUGCUCAAGGUGUUCGAGGAGAAGAACAAGAUGGUGUCGCCGCUAGACCUGAAGAAGAAGCUGAAGAAGGAGCUGAGGACUAAGAUGAAGAAGAAGGACAAAGAAAAGACGAAGGACAAAGAUCGGGACAAGAGCAAGCUCAAAGAGAAGAACAAGGACAAGAGCAGGGACAAAAACAAGGAGUCUUCCAAGGAUGUCAAGAUGCCCUGGAAGGAGUUUGGACUGAAGGACGAGGACCUCUUCACCCCGCGGGAUUUUACUCUGCCGGAGGGCUCCAUCAAAAUAAAAUCAAGAGACGGAGACGGCCCGAAGAAGGACAGGGAGAAGCAUAAAGACAAAAAGAAGGAUAAAGAAAAGAGUAAAAAGGACAAAGACAAGAAGGACAAGAGCAAAGACAGGAACAAGGAGGACAAGCAGAAACAACCCGUGGUGCCUCCGUUCUCCCUGGGGGAAAUCCCACCGCUCUUCAGCCCCUCCACCUGCCUCCGCAUCCCCUCCAUGCUGCCUUCGCUCGCACCCAUACUCCACGAGAAGGAGGUGAAGAGCAAGGACAGGGAGAAGAAGAAGGACAAGAAGGAGAAGAAGAAGAAGAAAGACAAGGAGAAGGACAAGGAGCGAGAGAAGGUCAAAGAAAAGGAGAGGGAGAAAGAGGAGAAGAGGAAAGAGAAGGAGCGGGAGAAGGAAAAACGAGAAAAGGAGAAAGAAAAAGAAAAGGAGAGGAUUCGAUUGGAGAAGGUAAAAAUGGAAAGUCCAGCAGCCUUACCGUCUCCGGUCAUCCCCAGACUGACCCUCAGGGUGGGGGCCGGUCAGGACAAAAU
This is a messenger RNA of Austrofundulus limnaeus, 2529 nucleotides long. RefSeq names its product TAF3 RNA polymerase II, TATA box binding protein (TBP)-associated facto (gene taf3). The record is from RefSeq and is a predicted model, not a curated record. Gene Ontology annotation, biological process: positive regulation of transcription by RNA polymerase II. Lineage: Eukaryota; Metazoa; Chordata; Actinopteri; Cyprinodontiformes; Rivulidae. Gene Ontology annotation, molecular function: p53 binding; protein heterodimerization activity; transcription factor binding. Gene Ontology annotation, cellular component: transcription factor TFIID complex.